Molecule: messenger RNA, 1827 nt
Organism: Verticillium alfalfae VaMs.102
Lineage: Eukaryota; Fungi; Ascomycota; Sordariomycetes; Glomerellales; Plectosphaerellaceae
Product: F-box domain-containing protein
Exons: 2
Coding region: 1-1827 (608 amino acids)
Biological process (GO): protein polyubiquitination
Molecular function (GO): protein binding
Source: RefSeq, a predicted model, not a curated record
AUGGCGUCUCAAGAGGUUGACAGGACGCUCCAGCGGCUUCCGGACGAAAUUCUGCUCAGAAUCUUCACGUAUCUGGAGCCCCAAGACUUCCCCAGUCUGCAGCUCGGAUGUCGUAAGCUUCGCGAAAUCUCAUUAGACAACAGUCAUUGGAGAUCAAGAACGUUUGAAGACUCGCCCUUUCUAGAGACUCUUGAGCGGCGCCGUCGCAUGGCCAGAGUUCUUGACGGAGACGUACUCAAUGAACCUUUACUCGAUGUUGCUGUUUCUCUGAACCAAGAGAUUGACGCCGCAGAACCAAAAGUACAAGCCGUCCAUGGAACAUCGGCUGCGCGAAAGGAACGGCGUUUCCGUGAAAUCGCCAAUUGGGACCCAACAUUUCCCGGCGAAUCCGUCUGCUGGUAUGACGAAUACAUCCAGCGCAAUGCACCUGUGACCACCAGCUGGCUGCAACAACCUUGCAUUCGAGACGGCAGCUUCGAGGAUCUACUGGAUGUACGAGGCGUUGCGCUGUAUAAUCCUCCAGACGAUCCGGGGAACAUGCUGGCCGUAUCACCGCUUGACGACGGCUCAAUCUGUCUCUGGGAUGUCAAAGGCCGGAGGGGCCGUAAAGGUGCCAUAGUAGCCAAGAGCGCCCCCGGCAUUCUUCAUAUCGACGGGCCAGGUGCUGUUGGCCGGUCACGCAAGAUCGAUGCCGGUGUCACAGAGUGCAUCAGCGUAGACAGCCAAGGGAAAAGGGCUUUCGUUGCUGUGCAGGGCCAUCUCAAGGAAGUUGACCUCGAAUGUCUGGCUGUGGUGUCAGACCAGUCCUUCGAAUGGUCCAUUGCGGCGCUUUCAAGUGCACACGUUGAUUGCCCCCUGACCGUGGGCACUUCCCUGGGCAUCCACCUUUACGACUAUAGGGCAAGACAUCACCGGCCCCACGAUGCGAUAGACCGGAUUUUCGAUACGGAUCCGCUACCACAGUACGCGCCCCUUUCUCAACCUCACCCGCUCAGCAUCCUGCAUCUCCCAAUAUCAAGCGAUGGCACUGUCCUUUCAGACGACAUAUACGUGGCCGGACGGUUCAGCAACAUUCUGCAUUAUGACCGGAGAAAACUUGCGCCCAUUGUCGGGAGCAUCCACUCGGGUGCCAGGCUUGCCAGUCUUGCCUCUCUCCCACACUCGUUCUCGCCCCUGGACACCGAGGUCCGCCGCAACGGCGAGCUCUCGGUCGAUCAGGUGCGCGAGUCGAAGGAAAAGCCGGGACGGACGCUCAUUGCCGGAGGUGAAUACAACACCAAGGGCUCCCUGGAACUUUACGCACUCUCGAACACGGACAGGGCUCAGAGCGGCAGGCAGCACAAUUCGAAUUUCAAGAAUCGAUACAACGCCUCGCAGUCUAAGAUUCUGUCGGUCAUCACGCACGGUACGUGCAUAGUGUUCUCCGACGGAUCCGGCUAUAUCAAGUGGUUCGAGCGGGAUGGCUUCACCGAGGUGCGGCGCAUGAGGAUCGGGCAAAGUGAGCCCAUCAAUCGGCCAUCUCUGUUCUCGCAGAUGCCGGGCAUCGAUGACCUGGCGAGGAAGAUUCUGUCGACGCAGAUGCCCGGCCAGUCGGAACGAAUCAACGACGGCGAGAUUCUGUUCUGGACUGGUGAGAAGCUGGGCCUGGUCAGUCUCUCCAAGACGCCGAGAUUCAAACCCAGCGACUUUAGCGACCGAGAACCAAAAACGGAAGAGGAGAUGCAUCUUGAACAGCAGGAGGCGGAAUAUUCUGAGCGCAUGAGGACAGCUCUGGAGCGGCAGGCGGAUGACGUGCGACUCGUGAGAGACCUUGGUCUUGGAGCAUAA